CCUUGUGUUACGCCUAAAUAAAACCGGAGCGUCUCCUUAAACACAGAAGCUAACAAGGCGCAUUUCGAACACACGAAUUAUAACGAUAUUUGACAGUUUUCUUCAAUAUAUCGACGGUCGUGAUUCGAGACAGUGCAGAAGAUGUCCAGCGACACAGAGGUCGACAUGAAGGACGUGGAGCUGAACGAGGUGGAGCAGGAGAGGCAGCCGAUGACCACUGGGAACGGUGAUGCCAGUCUGGCUGUCAAAAACGGUGAAGUGAAGGUCAAGAUUCCUGAGGAGAACGAGUCCAAAUUCACUGGUCUGUCUAAGGAGGAGCUGUUACAAGUUGCCGGAACACCAGGGUGGGUGCGAGCCAGAUGGGCACUCCUCAUCCUCUUUUGGCUUGGUUGGCUUGGCAUGCUUGCCGGCGCCAUCGUCAUCAUUAUACAGGCACCUCGGUGCAAACCGCUUCCUGAGAUGAACUGGUGGGAUAAUGGGCUCCUGUACCAGAUCGGAGAUGUUGAUGCAUUUGCUGGGCCUGAAGGACUUAAAGGUUUGGAGGCAAAGGUCGGUGCUCUGUCGCAGCUCAAGGCGAAGGGUCUGAUUAUAGGUCCUAUUCAUUUGUCCACUGCUGAAAAAUUGGAUGACCUGAAUUUGGUUGAGGUUGAUCCUGCUGUUGGCAAUCUGACCGAUUUGGAGGCACUUAUCGGGGCGGCACGCAAGAAGAGUAUUUCUGUGGUUUUGGAUCUGACCCCAAACUACAAAGGAUCCGAGCCAUGGUUUUCCAACUCCUCAGUGGCUAAAGUCGCAGAAAAAGUCAAGGUUGCUACUGAUUACUGGCUGAAGAAAGGUGUUGAUGGUAUCUUGCUAUAUGGCGUUGAACGUGUCGCCAGUGUUGCACCAUUGACUUGGGCGAGCAUCAGGGAUACCGUCAAUAAUCACACUAAAGAGGAGAGCAAAAAGGUCUUAAUUGGUGUUACCAGGGCCACAUCUCCUGAUCAGGUGAACAUGGUGUUGAAUCAGACCGGUGUUGAUUUGCUCAUUUCUGAUGUCCUGUUUGGCAAAUCUGGAGCCACAGUCGGUCAGGUUGUGCAGACUUUAUACUCCCAGAAUGGGCAUCGACUCGCUUGGAAUUUGGGCCACCGUCUCAAGGGACACCUGGCGAGUAUGGUUGAUUCUGCAACCAUCAAGUUACACCAGCUGCUGCUGCUUACCCUGCCUGGUACUCCCAUCUUCAACUAUGGUGAUGAAAUUGGAAUAACAGAUAAGGAUGCAGUGAUGUGGGACUUGUCCAACACAAACGAAAGUGAUAAGACCGAGGUUGAACGAAGGAACUCUCUGCGCACUUUCUUCAAGACCGUGAGUGAUCUGCGAUCAAAGGAGCGCUCUCUUUUGCAUGGAGAGUAUGUGCCUCUGCACAACAGCGCCAGUGCUCUCGCAUACUUUCGCUCAUGGGAUCAGAGCGAACGUUACCUAGUUGCAUUCAACUGGUCGCCGACUGAAGAGGUCAUUCUGCAGCUGAAGCACGAUGUCCUUCCUGACAAAGCCACGGUUGUUGUCAGUACCAAUGUUGAAACAAUGGCUCCCGACCAAUCGGUUACUCUGGCCGAAUUAAAGCUGCAGCCACAACAGGCUGUUCUGCUGAAAUUCCCUUAUGUUGCAUAAAUAGCUGUUCUAAAUGUGCAGAGUAAAAUGUGGUUGUCUGGUAUUGUUACAUUUAAUGAAAUUUGUUACUGUUGACAUGCUAAAAUGUGCAGACUUGGGCAAAAACAUUAGCGAUGUGUAUGUAAGUGCAUAAAACAAAGCCCUAUAGGUCAAGACCAAUGGUUUCAUUGAAGCCCUUUUUGUUUGUUUGUUUUAAUCCAUAUUUGAAAAAAUAAAGAUUCCAAGUUUUAGCCUAUUUACAAGUUUUAUUGGAUAUAGUGCAAUUUUCGUGAUGUUACUGAGUUUGAUUCAGUUGUUUGUAUACCGUGAAACUGCAAAAAUUAAAAUAAAAGGAACAGUAUAAGUGGUA
Molecule: messenger RNA, 1996 nt
Organism: Silurus meridionalis
Lineage: Eukaryota; Metazoa; Chordata; Actinopteri; Siluriformes; Siluridae
Gene: slc3a2b
Product: solute carrier family 3 member 2b
Exons: 9
Coding region: 142-1647 (501 amino acids)
Biological process (GO): amino acid transport; carbohydrate metabolic process
Source: RefSeq, a predicted model, not a curated record